Molecule: messenger RNA, 887 nt
Organism: Pelodiscus sinensis (Chinese soft-shelled turtle)
Lineage: Eukaryota; Metazoa; Chordata; Testudines; Trionychidae
Source: RefSeq, a predicted model, not a curated record
GGACCAGUGGAGGGGAUUAGCCGCCGACUCAAAAGAGCUGUAUCAGAGCAUCAGCUAUUGCAUGACAAAGGGAAGUCUAUCCAAGAUCUACGAAGGAGGAUCUUCCUUCAAAAUCUCAUUGAAGGUGUUAACACAGCGGAGAUCCGAGCUACUUCAGAAGUUUCUCCAAAUCCUAAGCCUCCGACUAACACAAAGAACUACCCUGUCCGAUUUGGCAAUGAAGAUGAGGGCAAAUACCUAACUCAGGAGACAAACAAAGCUCAGACAUACAAAGAGCAGCCCCUGAAGACACCAGGAAAGAAAAAGAAACCAAAGCCUGGAAAACGCAAGGAACAAGAAAAGAAAAAGAGACGAGUUCGCUCAGCAUGGCCAAAUUCUAGAGGAUCCCACUUUUGAGCUUCUCUGGUACUACACAAGAUCACAAUUUAAGGAGGUGUUGAAAUUUCAGUUGAGUUCUUUGGAAAACAUAUUGCAGUAUUCUGUAAUAGUGAACAUAUGGAAAGUAUUAGAAAUAUUUAUUAUGUGUAAAUAUUGUAAAUGCAAUAAAACUUUCUCUCCCCUAUUGCUCUCUGAAACUGCACAUUUGGCUAUUGUGAUUGAUUUUUUUUUUUUUUUUUGCUAAGCCAAUUAUUGUCACAUUUUCUAUAAUUUAUUUUGUUGAAUGGUGUAUUUAUUUUAUGAAAAUAUCUUGGUGCUGCUGAUUUUCUAUACAUAUAUAUAUAUUGUAACAUAAUGCACUUUAGCUAUACAUAUCAAGUACAUUAAUAACUGUCAUAAUAAAAAGUGUUCCUGUUUUGUGGUUGAUAUUAAAUGAAUGCCUUUGAACAAUUGUUCAUAUUUUCCUCUGUGCAUGUAAAAUAGCAAUAUUUUAAAAUUUGUAAAGAAUG